Stomoxys calcitrans (stable fly) is the source of this 4030-nucleotide messenger RNA. RefSeq names its product SWI/SNF complex subunit SMARCC2 (gene mor). The transcript has 7 exons. The coding region runs from base 115 to 3615 and encodes 1166 amino acids. Gene Ontology annotation, molecular function: DNA binding; histone binding. The record is from RefSeq and is a predicted model, not a curated record. Gene Ontology annotation, cellular component: SWI/SNF complex. NCBI's taxonomy places the organism in Eukaryota, Metazoa, Arthropoda, Insecta, Diptera, Muscidae. Gene Ontology annotation, biological process: positive regulation of DNA-templated transcription.
GUAAUGUGGCAGCUCUCUAUCCGUGCGUCGUUUCUGGUACAGAAAAGUAAUUUUGUGUGUGAAGAAUUAAUUUGUUAAUUUGUGUAGAAAAUAGAUUGUAUUCAAUAGGAAAAUAUGUGUACUUUGGGUCCCAAGAAGGACGGAAGUCCUAAUAUAGACUUUUUCAAUUCAGCCGAGUCGCUACAGGGCUUUGAAACGAUAAGACAGUGGCUGCAGAAAAAUUGUAAAAAAUAUUUAGCUGGUAGUAAUGAGCCAAUCACCAAAGAAUCAUUGUCGCAGUUGCUGGUGCAGUUCUUGCAGUAUGUGGAAGCAAAGUUGGGCAAAAAUUCGCCGGAACCUCCAGCGACUCGUAUACCGAUGCGUUUCUUUUUGGAUUUCAAGCCCAAUGGUGGCCUCUGCGUUAUAUUUUCCACCAUGUUUCGUUUUCGUGCCGAACAAAGGGGAAAGAAAUUUGAUUUUUCUGUGGGUAAGAAUCCAACACGAAAGGAUCCUAAUAUUCAACUGCUGAUUGACAUAGAACAGGCUUUGGUAGAGGCAGAACUCUAUCGUACCCCCUUCAUCUACAUACGCCCCGAAGUCGAUAAGCAGUUGGCGACACGUUUAAGGGAGAUUUUGGCAACUCGCCGUGUGGAAAUUGUCUCGGAUGAAGAAGAAGCUACUCAUAUAAUAUAUCCUGAAGUAGAUCCACAUCCGGACGAAUAUGCCCGCCCCAUAUUUAAACGCGGCAACCAUGUUAUGAUGCAUUGGUACUAUUUUCCCGAGUCCUAUGAUACAUGGACACCAAAUACCUUAGAACUACCGGAUAGCGUGCUCGAGAAUCCCGAAUCGCCAGCUGAACGAUGGCGGGUGUCGGCAUCAUGGAUUAACGAUUUGGAGCAAUACAAUGAGUGGAUGGCCGAAGAGGACUAUGAAGUUGAUGAAAUGGGUAAAAAGAAAACUCACAAGCUGCGUCUGUCCAUCGAUGAUAUAAUGUCGGGUGGAGUGGACGAGAAGAAGAAAUCGGCUAGUGCUACACCGGCUGCAGCCAAACAAAAGCGCAGACGUUCCCCUUCUCCUGGCUCUUCAUCAAAGUCGGGAAAAAGAAAACGUUCACCUGCUGUGUUGCAUAAGAAAUCACGAAAUGACGAGGAGGACGAAGAUUUAACACGAGACAUGGAUGAUCCUCCAGCCGAAACAAAUCUACAGGAGGUGAUUAAGACAUCAUCUUUGCAGUCCACAGCCAGUCCGGCGCCGGGAAAUAAAUCAAGAGGGGAUAAUGACAUGAUUCCAAUAAAAGGCGGUACAUUGACCGACUUGGACGAUGAAAUGACUGGUGGAAGUGGUACCCAGGCUAUGUCUGCCUGCGAUGGUGAAAAUUCCCAAACUGGCAAAACAAGUGACAACAGCAAUACACAGGAGUUUUCAUCUUCUGCCAAAGAAGACAUGGAAGACAAUGUCACCGAGCAAACCCAUCACAUUAUUGUACCUUCAUAUUCGGCAUGGUUUGACUACAACUCUAUACAUGUCAUCGAAAAACGUGCAAUGCCCGAGUUCUUCAACUCGAAAAACAAAUCCAAAACCCCUGAAAUAUAUAUGGCGUACAGAAAUUUUAUGAUUGAUACCUAUCGUCUGAACCCCACAGAGUAUUUAACCAGCACUGCCUGCCGUCGCAAUUUGGCAGGUGAUGUUUGUGCUAUUAUGCGAGUGCAUGCGUUUCUUGAGCAAUGGGGUUUGAUUAAUUAUCAAAUCGAUGCAGAAUUACGCCCCACACCAAUGGGUCCUCCCCCUACGUCGCAUUUCCACAUACUUUCGGACACACCCUCGGGUAUACAGUCUUUGAAUCCUCAAAAAACUCCACAACCAUCGGCUGCCAAAACCCUCUUGGAUUUGGAUAAAAAACCAUCCGGCGGAGCAGUAAGCAAGGAAAUAAAAGAAGAAUCCUUGGACAAGGCCCCGCCUGUUGGUAUAAAAACAGAGCCCAUUGAGAAUGGAUCCUCAACUGGUUCAGGUCAAUUUGGUCUGAAGUUGGAUCAGUAUGCCAAGAAACCGGCUGCCAUGAAAAAUCGUACCGCAGCUAGUUUGUCACGCGAAUGGACAGAUCAAGAGACUCUUUUGCUACUCGAAGGUUUGGAAUUGCACAAAGAUGAUUGGAACAAGGUUUGCGAACACGUGGGUACCCGCACACAGGAUGAAUGUAUAUUACAUUUUCUGCGCUUGCCCAUUGAAGAUCCGUAUUUGGAGGAUGAUGGAGGAUUUUUGGGUCCUCUCGGAUGCCAACCCAUACCCUUUAGUAAAUCAGGCAAUCCAAUUAUGUCUACUGUGGCAUUCUUAGCCUCUGUCGUUGACCCACGGGUGGCUGCAGCAGCAGCUAAAGCAGCUAUGGAAGAAUUUGCUGCAAUAAAGGAUGAGGUUCCGGCUACAAUAAUGGAUAAUCAUAUGAAAAAUGUAGAGAAGGCUUCAGCUGGCGGCAAGUUUGAUCCAUCAUAUGGAUUGGCGAAUAGUGGAAUUGCAGGCACGGGAACAGAUAAAGAAGAGGAGGAUCCAAAUACGGCCACCGCACCUGGAGCUGUGCAAGCAACGGCCCCAGCUGCUUCUAGCGAUGAAGAAAUGAAAGAUGUUUCCAAGAAAGAUGAAAAAGAUCCCACCAAGUCCACUGAGGAUACUAGUAAAGACAAAGAUAAAAAAGAUGAUAGUGAAAAUGAAAAAGAAAAAGACAAAACUGAGAAUGAAAGCGAUAAAAAAGAAGAUAAUGGCUCUGGUGCCGAUGUUAAACCUGAAGAUCCUUCGGCGGAGCGUGGCUCCGGCGACAGCUCUGCCUCCAAAGAGUUGGAUACAACAAAACAAGUUUUUAACGAAACAAACGUUCAAACAGCAGCAGCUGCUGCUCUGGCCUCGGCAGCCGUCAAGGCCAAACAUUUGGCAGCUUUAGAAGAACGCAAAAUAAAGUCUCUUGUGGCGCUUUUGGUGGAGACCCAAAUGAAGAAACUCGAAAUUAAAUUGCGGCAUUUUGAGGAACUGGAAACUACUAUGGAACGUGAACGAGAGGGUUUGGAAUACCAACGACAACAGUUAAUCACGGAGCGCCAACAAUUUCAUCUGGAGCAAUUGAAAGCUGCAGAAUUUAGAGCUAGGCAACAGGCACACCAUCGUCUGCAACAGGAACAACAGUGGCAAGGUGGCACUGCGCCACCAAAUGCAGCGGCGGCAUCAACCGCAGGUACAACAGCGACAGGUGGUAAUGCAUCUAGUGCUGUUACUCCAAGCUUGCCCGGAACCCCUGCGACUGCUGGUUCUGCUGCUAACCUAACUGGAGCACAAUCGGCCGCAGCUCCACCAAGUGCGGUUGGGACAAGUGCAACAACCGCUGCCGCUACAUCAGCCCCAGUUGUUGCUCCUACAACUACACCCAUGGACACAACACCGGCAACCGUUCCACCCUCGUCAGUACCCCCUGCAACCGGUGUUUCGGAAGCCGCGAGUGCCACAUCAGCCCCGGGCCAAACUCUUGCUGCCACGAAUCCAUCAAGUGGUGCACCUAUACCUCCAAACGUAGCUGGAGGUCCUCCUGCGGCCACAGCAAACAUUCCCCCAGCAACAGUGGGGCCAGGACCUGCAGGAGGAGUACCGCCUGCUUAAAUAUAUCUCCAAUCUCAGAUAUUUUCAAUAUUCUCUAUUAGCACCUCCAAACCCUACCAUAAGAUUUUUAGUAUUUAAUUUUUAGAAGACCUAGAUUUUCCUUUUCAGAUUUGUAAAAAAUGUUUUUUUUUCAAUUUCUUUUUUUUCAUGAUGCUUUUCCUAAAUGUUUCCUCCCACUCUAUCAUAAUACGAAUUAUAAGCUGUGUCAGACAGCGAUUGAGCAAAGUUCAAACAAUUUAGACUUUGGUGAAAAAUAAUACAUACAUACAUUUAUAUUUAUCACGAUCACGAGACAAUUAUAGGAAGAAAUCAUUAUCGCUGAUACAUUCACAUAUAUCGUACAGCAUUUUCGUAAGAUUCUUUUUAAAUAAACAUAUUCGGCUACUUGUACGUAAGUAAAAAAAAUUAAAAAUUA